Amyelois transitella is the source of this 2081-nucleotide messenger RNA. RefSeq names its product mitochondrial uncoupling protein 4 (gene Ucp4A). NCBI's taxonomy places the organism in Eukaryota, Metazoa, Arthropoda, Insecta, Lepidoptera, Pyralidae. Bases 298 to 1248 code for a protein of 316 amino acids. The record is from RefSeq and is a predicted model, not a curated record. Gene Ontology annotation, biological process: response to cold. The transcript is spliced from 7 exons.
GCUGGCGCCGGCCCUCGCCUUUCCACGCGCUCUUUCGCGCGUAUUGCCCCACCGAGAAUUUGGGCCAAGCACAAAUAUCCCUGUCUCUUUCCAUCUAGUCCACUGACCAUAGCGUCAUCUCGCUCCUAUGUUUUCUCUCGGCUCGUGAUUUUAUGUAAUAAGUUCAAUGUUUACAUUGUCAGGUGAUGAAAGAAUUAACAUUGACUGAUUUAUUGAUACGGACGGAGUGGUGCUGGAAAGACAGUUACGAUUCAUGUAUUAUGGACAGUUCGUACCCGACGAGGUGACCAAUAGACAAUGCCGAUCCUACGUAACGCUGACCACCCCGCGGUGAAGGCGCCAGACUCCGUGGCCACGCGGUAUGCGGUCGCGGUCUUGGGAGCCUGGUCUGCUGAAGCUGCUACAUACCCCUUCGACUUGACGAAGACGAGACUUCAAAUUCAAUCUGAAGUUGCGGCCGCCAAAGUCGGAUAUAAGUUAGAAAACAUCGGUAUGAUAAAGACAGCAAUGGGUAUAGCCAAAAAUGAGGGCGUAUCAAAAUUGUGGACUGGUCUGAUGCCAAUGUUCCAACGACACGUGAUUUACUCCGGGUGCCGGCUUAUCAUCUACGAGCAUAUCAGGAACCGGCUCAAGGACGAGCAAGGGAACAUGUCGCUUGGUGCCGCUUCUGUAGGAGGUCUGAUAUCGGGGUCGCUGGCGCAGCUGAUCGCGUCUCCGACCGACCUGGUGAAGGUGCAAAUGCAGGCGGAGGGCAGGCGGGUGCUGCAAGGCCAGGCGCCCAGGUUUUCUAACUGCAGGCAGGCGUAUGCGCUCCUGUAUGCCGAGGCCGGCCUUUUAGGGUUUUGGAGAGGGGCGAUACCAAAUGUCCAACGUGCUGCUCUAGUCAACAUGGGCGACCUAGCCGCCUACGAUUACACCAAGCAGUAUCUGAAGCGGGAGUUUGGAAUGGCAGACAACGCGCUUCUGCAUGCAGCUUCGGCCUUUACCGCUGGUUUCGUGGCGGCUGUGGUGGGGACCCCCGCUGACGUCAUGAAGACAAGGCUCAUGAACCAGCCUAUAGGACCUGAUGGAAGGGGUAAAUUAUAUCGUGGCAUGAUCGACUGCUUGCAACAAUCCGUGAAGAAUGAAGGGGUGUUCGCCCUUUACAAGGGUUUCCUGCCUCUAUGGAUGCGGUUGGGACCCUGGGCGCUAAUCAACUGGUUAGCCUUUGAAAACAUUAUGCUGGCCAUCGGAGGAAAUACAUUUUAGAUGAAAAAUAUAAGCUGUGCUUUAAGCGAACAGUCAUGGAGUCAUGUGUUUUGUAAGAAUAUAGGUUGAAAGUUAUGGAAUAGAAAUUAAAGAAAGACUUAGGUCAAAGACCAAUGAACUGUGAUUCAGAUUAAGUAGGAAAGGAGUUUUAAAAUGACAAAUGCGAAAGAACAACUAAGAAAAAAUAUUUUAAGGACAAAAUAUAGAUACUUAAAGUACCUAUAUCGUUUCGCCCACAAGAUGGGGGUAAUGAAAAACCAAAAGUAGGUAAAUUAAAAAGAUACCUACCUUUUUUAUUUCUAUGUAACAAUCCAACUUGCUUCGUACGCACGUGGAUGACAAAGACAAUAGUAGUAUGUACUCACAUUUAAAAUUAGUCCUCAUUUUUUUAAGCAGAUGGGAUUUAGCAGUUUCUAUUGUUUACUAGAUUUAGAUAAGUGGAUAGUAGUCGGAUAGUUAGUUAUAAAUUAUACCUACACGCCAACAAUCUUCUUUAUUUAACGAUUCUGCUUUACAAGAACAAUAUUAUUCUUUAAAAUUUAUUCAUAACACGAGAUUUUACCCAAAAUUGUGUAGAUACUUACUUAUGUAUUUUUAAUAAAAUAUUAAUGAUAUACUUGUAUAAAAAUAUAUAGCUACUUACCUAGUUGUAUGUUAAAAUAUAACUGAAUAGUCAAAAACGUUAAUGGAUAAAAAAAGUUUUACGUAGGUACAAAAAAAUAUAUUAAAUCUUCUCGACUAUUCCAAUGCCAUAGAAGGUAAAAAAAAAAUCUUAGCCUUAUACAUCCUCUAAUGGAAAUAGAGACUAAAUAACGGCCCCCUUUUUCUCAAAU